GCGCCGCGCGCGAGAGCCGCACCAGUCGCUGACGAGUCGCCGGUGGAGAGGGUCGGAUCACAGAAGAUUACAGUACAAAAUGCGUGAGAUCGUGCACCUGCAGGCCGGCCAGUGCGGCAACCAGAUCGGAUCCAAGUUCUGGGAGAUCAUCUCUGACGAGCACGGCAUCGACCCGACCGGCACGUACCAUGGCGACUCGGACCUGCAGCUGGAGCGCAUCAACGUCUACUACAACGAGGCCAGCGGCGGCAAAUACGUGCCCCGUGCGGUGCUGGUGGACUUGGAGCCGGGCACCAUGGACUCCGUGAGGUCCGGACCCUUCGGGCAGAUCUUCAGGCCCGACAACUUCGUCUUCGGUCAGUCUGGAGCCGGCAACAACUGGGCCAAGGGCCACUACACAGAGGGCGCCGAGCUGGUCGACAGCGUCCUUGAUGUCGUCCGCAAGGAGGCCGAGAGCUGCGACUGCCUGCAGGGCUUCCAGCUGACACACUCCCUGGGAGGUGGCACCGGCUCAGGCAUGGGCACCCUGCUCAUCUCCAAGAUCCGGGAAGAGUACCCCGACCGGAUCAUGAACACAUACUCCGUCGUGCCCUCCCCCAAGGUUUCAGACACCGUCGUCGAGCCCUACAACGCCACCCUCUCCGUCCAUCAGCUGGUGGAGAACACCGAUGAGACGUACUGUAUCGACAACGAGGCGUUGUACGACAUCUGUUUCCGUACCCUAAAGCUUGCCAAUCCCACAUACGGUGAUCUCAACCAUCUCGUCUCUUUGUGUAUGUCCGGUGUCACCACCUGCCUGAGGUUCCCUGGCCAGCUGAACGCUGACCUCAGGAAACUUGCCGUCAACAUGGUACCCUUCCCCCGUCUCCACUUUUUCAUGCCCGGUUUCGCUCCUCUCACCUCUCGGGGCAGCCAGCAGUACCGGGCUCUCACCGUGCCCGAGCUGACCCAGCAGAUGUUCGACGCCAAGAACAUGAUGGCCGCGUGCGACCCGCGCCACGGACGCUACCUCACGGUGGCGGCCGUCUUCAGAGGACGCAUGUCCAUGAAGGAGGUCGAUGAGCAGAUGCUUAACAUCCAGAACAAGAACAGCAGCUACUUCGUGGAAUGGAUCCCGAACAACGUGAAGGUUGCUGUGUGUGACAUCCCACCCCGUGGUCUGAAGAUGUCUGCCACCUUCAUCGGUAACAGCACCGCCAUCCAGGAGCUGUUCAAGCGCAUCUCGGAGCAGUUCACGGCCAUGUUCCGGCGCAAGGCUUUCCUCCACUGGUACACCGGAGAAGGCAUGGACGAGAUGGAGUUCACUGAGGCGGAGAGCAACAUGAACGACCUGGUGUCCGAGUACCAGCAGUACCAGGAGGCCACCGCCGAUGACGAAGCUGAGUUCGACGAGGAGGAGGGCGAGGAGCUGGAGGCUUAAGCUCCCGCUCGCCUCCCCACUUCUCUCCAGCGUUCUGUCCACGUCACCCGCCGCCGGCAGUCGCACCUCUCCGCCGAUGCGUCGGUACCGGCGAGCGAGGCGCGGCAGCCGGCUCGACGCGCUCACCGGUUUGUU
Messenger RNA from Pollicipes pollicipes, 1555 nucleotides. Its product is annotated as tubulin beta-1 chain. The coding region runs from base 80 to 1420 and encodes 446 amino acids. Gene Ontology annotation, biological process: microtubule-based process. Gene Ontology annotation, molecular function: structural constituent of cytoskeleton; GTPase activity; GTP binding. Gene Ontology annotation, cellular component: microtubule. Lineage: Eukaryota; Metazoa; Arthropoda; Thecostraca; Pollicipedomorpha; Pollicipedidae. The transcript is spliced from 3 exons. The record is from RefSeq and is a predicted model, not a curated record.